CACGUUUUUAUGAAUAUUUUAUCAUUUACAUUAUUUCUCCUAUUGAAACGAGGGGUACAAUAGAAAUGACAACAAAUCUUAUACCAUCAUCAUAAGACCACAAGAAAAAUGUUGUAGUUCUCCAUUAUAACAAGGUGAUGGAUUGCACUGAGGAUUCUUGCCAUGACAAAUCUUUAGAACCAUUCUCUUUGGAAGGCAGUGGUCUAGACAAUGAAACAGAGCCUAUUUGUAACCAAAGAACUAGCACUCCUACCAAAAACAUGUCCCUUCUUCACAGUGAAGUUUUAGUAACUACAAAUGGACAGGUAUCAAACCAAGAGGCUGUGUUGUCUCCUGUUUUAAAUUCUGGGUGUCAAUCUAACACACAGACUCAUGAUCAGGAUCAAGAGAGUUUUUCACAAGAACAAAGUUUUCACUCCCUCAGAGAAUAUUCAACCCAGGAGAAUUCAAGAGAAGAGUCCCAGUCACUUUAUACCUCGGCAUCGUCUAAUAUAAAUGACACAGUAAUUGCAGACAGUUUCAGUGCAGAGAAAGAGAAUAUUCUGCACCUACCUAAGAAAGAAACUUUACACCAAGUGACCUUUAGUCCUGAAAAUCUUAGUAAAACUUCUGCUGAAGACAACUCCUGGGCAACUGCCCAGGGCUCAUUUCAAGAUGAUCCUGAUGUUGAGGAUGUGACUCUGAAACAAGAGCCAAGUUAUUUGUCAGAAGAAUCAUUUGAUGAAUCUGUGGAUCAUUCUUUUCAGGAGAAGGACAUUGUCAAAAGAUCUGGUGAUUUCAUGCAAGAUUUAAAUGAUUCAACAUACAAAGAAAUUGCAUUUGCUUUCAUGAAUGACCAAAAUUUGCAAUAUGAAAAAAAUGGUGCCAAGGAAAUUGCUGAAGGAACAAAUCAUGCAGAGGAUAUGGACUCUCCUGAUUUAGAACUUUUGAAUGAGAUCUGUGAGGAGGCCACCAAUAUGACAAUUAAAGAGGCCUUGAUAUUUUCUUUAAAUCCAGGAGUACGAGCUGGAUUAAGAGAGGGUAGAUUGUCACUAAAUGAGAGUGAAAUAUUAGCCCUGGAACAGUACUGUGAAACUUUUAUUGAUAAUUUGAUUUCAGAGCUUUUGGAUGGACAGUGGUCAGAGAGAAUUAACAGUGAAAUUCAUGAGCAGGUGCUUCUUGAUAGCAAGGUCUUAGUGGCUAAAAAACUCAGCAAUCUUGAUUUAGAAACAUUGAAAUUGAACUGUGAUAGAUUUGUUCGUAGUGUCAUCACAGAGUCAUUGCAUGAUGCUAGUUUUGCAAUCCACACAAGGGACACUAAACCAACUGAAAUUAAUGGGGGAGAAAAAAUGAGUUCACUUGAUCAAAACACCAUCCAAGAACUUCUUCCAAUUUUCAAAAAAUCUACAGCCAUCCAGGAUUAUAUCGGAUUUCUUUCAGCAGACAUUGUUAAGUCAGCAUUGGCAAAGUUGUCUACUUCAGAAUCCAUAGCAACCAACAACGAUGAGAAAAAUGGUCAGUUAACAUUGAAUAACAAUAGCACAUCACACAUCAGAACAGGCGCAGAGGAAGCAGGUGAUUCUUCUGAAUGUGAAGAAGCAUUAUUUGAUGAAAAAACAAAGACUGACUUGAGGAAAUCUCAGGGGAAGUAUACAAACAGUGGAGAUCAAGGUGAUAAAACAAGAACUGAUAUUGCACCAAUAGGCAUUGAUGAUAAUUAUGAGCCACACUAUGAGGGAGAAAGAGAGGAGCUUUCAGACAAUGAGCAGAUUUUUUCUAGCAGUGUAGGUGGUGCUUUAGAGACAUCACUGGAGUUUGAUCCAGAUGGUGGUAUGUGGGACGAAGGGGAAAUGUUCACAAACUUGAAUUCAUUGGAUGCAGAGCGAAAACAGAAAAUAGUGCUUAAAGAAUUAUCAUUUGAUGAGCAUGCUGAUGUUGCUGGAACAGAAGUGUUGGCACCUGUCUUCCUUGCAAUUGCAGAGGAGAAUGAUGAUGAUAGUGAAUUUCAAGGAAUGAGAAAGAAAGCCCAGUCAAUUGAGAACUUGUGCACUGUCAUCAACGAAAAUGAGAAACAUUUUUCAGACAAUCAAAGGCAAAGAAGUUAUUCAGCUCCAAAGAAAAUCACCCAUCUUUUCCAAACUGACAUCAGAACUGAAGAGGAAAACAGUGAUAAUGCUGAAGACAGUGAAACUGAAGUUGAGGAACAAGAGUAUGAGGGAGAUGAAAGUGAGACUGAAAAUGCUGAUGAGCAAGAUGAUGAUGAGACAAGGGUGGAAGAAGGUAUUCUUUCAAAAGCUCAGCUAGAAGCUGACUCUUCAGAUGAGAACAGGUUCCGUUGGCAUACUGUUAGCGUACAUGGCAGGGACAAGAUACUUGACUUGAAGCUCCUGGAGCCAUACAUGAAAGUCAUCUCUCAUGGAGGUUAUUUCAGUGAUACUAAGUCAACCAUUGUUGUGAUUGCUGCCUGUUAUCUACCUGAGAAGACUAUUAAGAACUAUGAUUUUCUAAUGGAGCAGCUUUUCUUUUAUGUCAUUAGCACUUUGGAACUUCUGGCAAUCCAUGAGGAUUACUAUCUGGUGUACUUGAACGGUGGAACAAGACAGCAAAACAUGCCAUCUGUAACUUGGAUGAAAAGAUUCUACCAAUAUAUUGAAGGAGGCCUGAAAAAGAUGAAAGAAAUGUUCAUUGUGCAUCCCAGUUUUCGACUCAAAGCAGUUAUUACACUUGCCAAACCACUCAUCAAUGCCAAUUUUUGGAGGAAACUAAGUUUCAUAAGCACACUUAGUACUCUUUCAACCCUUGUUCCAGUAGAUUACAUUUACAUCCCUGAUGAAGUGAUGAGAGUUGACCCAACUUACAGACAAGUGCACAAUAGGUGAAAGCAUUCAACUCUUGGGAAAUUACUCUGGGAUUUAUUAAAUGAAAGGAUUUUUGAGACAUAAAUACAUUUAGUUAGUGUACUAACCUUGUAAUAAAAUUAUGACAUACCUUCACUUAGCUUAACUAAUUGUUGGUGAAUCUGAUAUUAAGAUUCUUAUUCUUAUUCUGAAGCUUCUUGUUAGCUUACUGAGGCAGGUCAACCUACCAUUGUUUAAUUAACCCUUUAAAUCCCAAGAUCUGAUCAUCAAUUUUCCCCUUUAGCUCCUUCAUGAUAACUGAAUUUGAAUUUUUUUCAUUACCUGUUUGUUGGAUAAUGUGUGGAAAUUAAAACAGGAAAUUACAUCUUAAUCACUUAUGGGAGGUAAUGGGUUAAGUGACUGAAUUUUGAUAUAAGAGGCAAAUACAGAUGGCUUUCUUUAUACUCCUUAUCAUUUGUUAGUAUGAGCCUUGUUUGUACUUUUGUUUGC
Messenger RNA from Pocillopora damicornis (cauliflower coral), 3326 nucleotides. RefSeq lists its product as uncharacterized. NCBI's taxonomy places the organism in Eukaryota, Metazoa, Cnidaria, Anthozoa, Scleractinia, Pocilloporidae. The record is from RefSeq and is a predicted model, not a curated record.